Molecule: messenger RNA, 654 nt
Organism: Stylonychia lemnae
Lineage: Eukaryota; Ciliophora; Spirotrichea; Sporadotrichida; Oxytrichidae
Source: the annotation of a GenBank genome assembly
AUGGCUUUUAUUGGGUAUAGAGUUUACUGUGAGUAAGGAAAAAAAUAGGAUGAAUUGGGAUCAUUUGAGGGUUGGUCCCAAAAAUUUGAUGAAUGGAUUCCUCUGUAUUCUUAGCGUAUUAGACCAUUUCUCACAUAAACCUUGAAAUAGACACUUAUUCUUGGAGCAACAAACUUUAUUCUUAUAAAUUCAGCAAUUGCAUCACUCAAAAUUGUAUAAUUAUCAGUCGAAAGUGGAGCUGAUACUGGCGUAACUACAGAUUUUAAUGAAUCUACUCUGCUAAUUGCAUGCUAAUUGGGAAGAUAUGAAAUAGCUGAGUAUUUAAUUUCACUUAAAGUAGAUUUAAAUAAGAGAGCUAAAUAUUUUAUUUCACCUUUGAUUGCGGCAAUCUAAGGGGAAUAUUUUGAUAUUGUAAGAUUAUUGGUAAUAAAUGGCGCAGAUUUGAACUUAAAUACUAAUAAUAUCUUUGCUACACUGAAAAUACUUUAAGAACAAUAAAAAAUAUUGCAUUUGAUUUAUGAGAUUCAAGAAUUUGAGAGAAUUAAAACUAUUUUCAAUCAUCUUGAGGGAAGAUAUUCGCCAGGAAAAAUUUAGACCUCAUAUAAUAGGAUAAACAAGAAUAUAUUUCGUAAAGUUAUCACUGAGUAUAUUUGA